This is a messenger RNA of Microsporum canis CBS 113480, 699 nucleotides long. RefSeq lists its product as hypothetical. Lineage: Eukaryota; Fungi; Ascomycota; Eurotiomycetes; Onygenales; Arthrodermataceae. The transcript is spliced from 3 exons. Bases 1 to 699 code for a protein of 232 amino acids. The record is from RefSeq and is a predicted model, not a curated record.
AUGGAAAACCCAGUUGCUGAGAUUCCGCGGAUUAUCCAUCUCCUCACCCAGUCUGUUCCUUCGGUGCAACGACAGACAAUUGAGAAAUACUUUACAACUUCGGCCUCAAUUACGCAUCCUUUUUUACAUUCGGGAUCAUUCCAAGGCAGCCGCUGGCUGAUUGUUCGCAUAUUUCUUUUUUACAAGAUUAUGUCGCCACAUGUUGAUCUACAAGUCAAAUCAGUUGCGUUUGACUAUGAGAACCUGUUGUUAUAUGUCACCAUCUCCCAAAUCUUCCGUAUAUUCAUUAUCCCGUUUUACACGGCGCCCGUCACUCUUACCACAGUCCUUCAACUAGUUGAGAUAGAGGAGCAAAAUAGCCCAGUCCAGCAACGCCGCAAGGUCCCGGUUGUUGAACUUACAAACUCGAAUACAGACCUGCUAGCAUCCCCGCCAGAAUCAGUUUCAUCUUCAUCUACCCAGGACGAUGAGCUCACUGUCGCGGCAGUCCAGCCAGCCAAGUCGUCAAAGCCCCUGUAUUACAUUGCUUCACAAAACGAUCUCUACCAGACCAAUGAGUAUAUCAAAUUUAUCGUUCCGUACGGGAUUGGGUCGACCUUGGUAUUGUUCUGGCAUUUCUUUGCCACUGUUUUCUGCGUAAUUGCUUCAUUUAUUUUUUGGCCUAUUGCAUGGGUAGAGGAGAAAGGCACACUUCAUUAA